AAAAGGUGGAAACGACAGAAAGGUCUCUCGUUAAAGGUGGUAGCUUCUGCACGAAAGUCGUGACAGCAUGGCGGCCGCUGCAACGCCAAUGUGGGAUGAGCACCAGGCGUAUGAGGAGCUGCUGUACUGGGACAGUCUGAUCCAGCAGGGCCACCGGCUCCUCCCGCAUGAUUUUGAUAGAUACGAGGAGCUGCGUUACUGGUACGACUGCCUGUGCUACGAGGAGGAGCUGAGACAGUAUCAUGACUACAUCGCUGCUAUCGAGGAGAUUGAGGAUAAACAGCAUUAUGAGGAGGCUUCAUCCCCCCAGGUGCGCACGCCAUAUGAUCGCCACGUGAUGGCCAAGCACUCUGAAGUGUACCCCUCAACAGAAGAGCUGGAGGCGGUGCAGAAAAUCGUGUCCCAUGUGGAGUGUGCUCUGAAGACUGUGUCUGACCAGAUGGAUACUCCAAAAGACAGCAAAGAAAAUACAGAGGCACAGAGUCCAAGUACUGAUUCUGAAGAGCGUGUCCUGCGUGGGGUUAUGAGGGUCGGCUUGGUGGCCAAAGGACUUCUGCUGAAGGGAGACAAGGACCUGGAGCUGGUGCUGCUUUGUUCGAACAAACCUACUAUCACCCUGCUUCAACAAGUGGCUGAAAAGCUAACUGAACAGUUAGAGGCUAUUUCAGUUGGGGCGUACACAGUGAGCCAGUGUCCAGGGGAUGCAGCCAUUGUUGUGACAAGUACAAAGGAGUCAGCCCUGACUCUCACUAUCCACUUGACAUCACCUCUCAUCAGGACUGAGCAAGAAAGUAAAACUGCAGAAGAAGAAGAAACGCGAACAGUCAACGAUCCGCCGGACGUUCUGGACAGGCAGAAAUGCCUAACUGCCUUGGCGUCUCUCCGCCACGCCAAGUGGUUCCAGGCCAAAGUCAGCGACCUGAGUUCUGCCGUUGUCGUGAUCCGGAUCAUGAGGGACUUGUGUAACCGUGUUCCUACCUGGAUGCCACUCUCAGGAUGGCCUCUUGAACUGCUGGUAGAGAAAGCUAUUGGUACAUCUGAGAGACCAAUGGGAGCAGGCGAAUCUUUCCGCAGGGUUUUGGAGUGUGUUGCAUCUGGAAUCCUCCUUGAAGAUGGCCCUGGAAUUAAAGAUCCAUGUGAGAAGGAAACAGUUGAUGCCACUGAACAUUUAACUCUGCAGCAGCGUGAAGACAUCACGCAGAGUGCUCAGUUUGCCUUGAGGCAGUGUGCAUUUGGACAGAUGCACAAGGUGUUGGGGAGGGACUACAAACCUAUAAAGCCACGGAGGUCAAUGGGAAUCAGUGGCAAAGAUGGUACAGCUCAGAUAGGUCCUGCUGGUCCUUUCAGCCUGCCAGCUAAGAGGUCGUACUCUGAGGUGGAGAAAGAAGAGGACGAGCCCCAUCUCAACAGCAAACAGAGGAAGUUUCUCAAGUUCCAGAAGCGAUUUCAGAGGAAAUCAUUCACUGAUGAUUUUAGCAUGAAUGCUGUGAUGCGUCUGAACCAGUACAGACCUGGCCUGGAGUACCGGCUUACAUCUCAAACUGGUCCAGUCCACGAGCCGGUCUUCACAAUGGCUGUGGACUUGAAUGGGAAGACCUACGAGGCCACUGGGCCUUCCAAACGAGCGGCCAAGCUUAAUGUAGCCACCAAGGUCCUGCAGGAUCUCGGUCUUCCAACAGGCUCAGAAUCUAAGUCAGAGUCCAGUGGUGACGGUGAAGGAGUCCAGGAAUCAAUAAAAGCUGCUACCACGUCCUCCACUACAUCAGAAGACAGCGGUCAGGGUCCCAUCUUGACCAAAAAUGGCAAGAACCCAGUGAUGGAGCUAAAUGAGAAGCGGCGCAGCCUGAAGUACGAGCUGUCUGCAGAGACGGGCGGCUCCCAUGAAAAGUGUUUUGUCAUGGAGGUGGAGGUGGAUGGGCAGAAGUUCAAAGGGAGAGGCUCCAAUAAGAAGGAGGCAAAGGCCUACGCUGCCCUCGCUGCCCUGGAGAAGCUGUUCCCAGACGACAAUGGAGUGUCAAACACCAACAGAAAUUAUUCAAAGAAGAAAGUCACCUACACCGACAUGCACAUCCCAGGGUUCGGGACUAUUCGUGGCAUUCCUUCAGACUCUGGAUCCCGUGGCUGGGGUCCCAACAGAGGUCGCGGCCGGGGCAGAGGCAAACCGUUUCCCUCGGGACCCAGUUAUAACAAGACCAACUACAGUUAUGAGAGCAGCACUGGCACUGGCUAUCAUAAGCUGUAUGGUAACAACACAGCCAGCACCACGGCCAAAAUCCCUGGAUCUAGUGGAUCAGGCAGCAACAUCGGCUACGGCACCUUUUACCCUGAGAGCAGCACUACCUACUCCUCCCCACCCGUCCCCAGCUCCAACUACAGCAUCACAAAGGGAGAAAGCUACCAGUCGAUGCCUCCGCCCGCCGACCAGGAGAGCCCCUACAGCUACGGGUACGGAGACGAGAAGAAGAAGAUGCUGACCCAAGGUCAGAAUGAGGGCCAGGGAGACUACUCCAUGUACAGCACCGCUUACCCCAGCUCAGUGACAGGGGGCCAAGUGUAUAAUAAUUAUGGCUGGGGAAACCAGUCGUCCUGGGGCAAUCAGCAGGGGUACAGCAUGUACCAGGGCUUCGGAGGACAAAACCAGGGCUCAUACUCUGGAUACAGCGACAUGAAUUACUAAUCAUGUCAUGUACAGCCUUUCUCACCUCACUAUGCCAUCUCUGAUUGUUCACCCUCGAUCAUGAUCCAGGGAUACCACUUCUGAAAAGGAAAAGAAAAAGUUCUUGUGUCGUCUCUGUAACUGGAAUUUUACAGUUUGUCUUUGUUUGUUUUGUCGCUCUUCACCUCACUUGUCUCUUAAAAGCUAUUUUAGUUGACAGAUGCAAGUUUAUGUUUUAUUGAAGUCCCCGUUGUCUUUUAACUGCUGCAACCCUCGUCAUGUUCAUGUUGACAUGUAAAAAAAAAACAUACCUGGUUUAUUUUUAUGUUGUUGUGUUUUUUAACCUGACAUACUGGUUGUGUAUCAGUAUAUGGUUUUGAUUUGAAGCUGCUCAUAGUUUUAAACUGAAGAUUUAUUCACUCAUGUCACA
Molecule: messenger RNA, 3086 nt
Organism: Seriola dumerili (greater amberjack)
Lineage: Eukaryota; Metazoa; Chordata; Actinopteri; Carangiformes; Carangidae
Product: interleukin enhancer-binding factor 3-like
Exons: 20
Coding region: 68-2677 (869 amino acids)
Cellular component (GO): precatalytic spliceosome
Molecular function (GO): single-stranded RNA binding; double-stranded RNA binding
Source: RefSeq, a predicted model, not a curated record